CUACAACCGUGUACCGGAAGUGGUCACGGCUAAAACCUGUAGUGACGUCUGUUUGUGAAAGACAAAAACAGUGGGCACACGCACAGGGUCUGCUGUAUUUUUGGAAGCGAGUGGGCUUAUCUUCAAGACUGGCACACUCAAGUCGAUUGUAGCGCGAGGAGAACUCAAGCGUGCGGCUUGAAAUAACGCAAGUCACUGUCGUAUUUUCUCUAAACGGGGAGCAAAAGGAGUUCAACACCCGCGGAUGGACCGAGCGAGUCGGGAACAAAUCAAACCGUGUCAUUUUGCCUGGUGACAACGCUCGACUGACUCAAUCAUUCCCACUCUAGCCGACCACUUCACUUGCGCCGUGGAGGCAUUUAAUUGUCGUGGACGGUUGGUGCAUCGCGCUCACUGAUAAUACAUCGCACACUCCUCUGGGUAAUUUGGAGGGCUUACGUCACGAACGUGUCACGCUAAUUUAGCUUGUAGCUAGCCUGACUUGGACCUCUCGAGCCGCUAGCUGCAGAAUGUAGCCACGGUUUCGAAGGUCCAAGCUCGUUUCGUAUGGUGACGCAGUCGCUCCCAGGUUUGCUUCUUCAGUGAGUGGAGAAUGUGAAGCACAACCAUGGCCACCUUGGAAGGCUAUCGGGAGUACCAGAGGAUUGAGGACCUGGAGGAGGACUCUCCACCCGGGGAGGAGGACUUGCUGCUCCAUGUGCCCGAAGGCCUGAAAGAUUCAUGGCACCACAUCAAGAACUUGGACAACUUCUUCACCAGAAUCUAUCAUUUUCAUCAAAAGAAUGGCUUCGCCUGUAUGAUGCUUUCGGAGUUCUUUGAACUUGUUCAGUUUCUGUUCGUCGUCACGUUUACGACGUUCUUGGUCAACUGCGUGGAGUACGACGUCCUUUUUGCCAACCGAGCUGUCAAUCAUACGGGGCCGGGCCACAACCCGUUGGACAGGGGCAAGGUCACCCUCCCUGAUGCCCUUUUGCCCAGCCAGCAGUGCAUUCAGAGUAUCCAAGAGAACAGCUGGAUCAUAUUCCUUCUCAUCAUGGCGGCCAUCUUCUGGAUCUAUCGACUCGUCAAGGUUAUUUGCAACGUUCUGAGCUACUGGGAGAUCCGGCAGUUCUACAUUAAAGCGCUGAAGAUCAGAAUGGAUGAACUAUGCAACUUCACGUGGCAGGAAGUACAGGACCGUCUCAUCAGCCUGCAGCGAGAGCAGCAAAUGUGCAUCCACAAGAAAGAGCUGACAGAAUUGGACAUCUAUCACCGUAUCCUGCGCUUCAAGAACUACACGGUGGCCAUGAUCAACAAAUCCCUGCUACCCGUGCAUCUGCAGCUCCCCCUACUGGGCGAUGUGAUCUUCCUCACGCAGGGCUUGAAAUACAACUUUGAGCUCAUCCUCUUCUGGGGCCCCGGCUCGCUGUUCCAGAACAAGUGGAACCUGCACCCCAAGUACAAGCGCAGUGGCAACCGGCUGGAGCUGGCGCAGCAGCUCAGCAGGGUCAUCCUGCUUAUGGGCGUGGCCAAUCUGCUGCUUUGUCCCUUUAUUCUGGUGUGGCAGGUGCUCUACGCGUUCUUCAGCUACACGGAAGUCAUCCGCCGCGAGCCAGGGAGUCUGGGGGCGCGCCGCUGGUCCCUCUAUGGCCGACUGUACCUGCGGCACUUUAACGAGCUCAACCACGAGCUGCACGGACGCUUGGGCAGAGGCUACAAACCCACGUCCAAAUACAUGAACUCCUUCACAUCGCCGCUGCUCACCGUGCUGGCGAAAAACGUCGCCUUCUUCUCAGGCUCGGUGUUGGCCGUCCUCAUCGCACUGACUGUCUAUGACGAAGACGUCCUGACGGUGCAGCACAUUCUGACUGUCAUCACUGUGCUCGGGGUGGUUAUCACCAUCACUCGGUCCUUUAUCCCAGACGAGCAGAUGGUUUGGUGCCCUGAACAGCUGUUGCAGUGCAUGCUGGCCCACAUCCACUAUAUGCCGGACCACUGGAGGGGCAACGCUAACAAGAGCGAAACCCGGGACGAGGUGGCACAGCUCUUCCAGUACAAAGCGGUGUUCAUCCUGGAGGAGCUGCUCAGUCCCAUCAUCACACCCUUCAUUCUCAUCUUUCUGCUGAGGAACAAGUCUCUGGAGAUUAUAGACUUCUUCAGGAACUUCACAGUGGAAGUGGUUGGCGUGGGAGACAUCUGCUCCUUUGCACAGAUGGACAUCAGACGCCACGGGAACCCGACUUGGCUGUCCGAGGGUCAGACAGAGGCGUCUGUGUACCAGCAGGCCGAGAACGGAAAGACGGAGUUGUCGCUCAUGCACUUCACCAUUAAGAACCCGCACUGGCAGCCGCCGCUGGAGAGCUCGGUGUUCAUCAGCCACUUGAAGGAGAAGGUGCAGCAUGACGCGCAAGGCGGUCCAUCCACGCAGCUCCUGCUUUCCGAGGCUCCUCUCUGCACAUCGCUGCAGUCCAAUGAAUCUGCUACCGGGCCUGAUAAUCUGCUGGCCAGCAUUCUUGCGCACCCUGUUCUCACCGCAUCAGGACUACAAGGCAGAGAUCACCGCUUUAUUGCGCCAAGCACAGCAGCCUCAGCCGCCGCCAGCGUCCUGGCCUCUUUAUCCAUCUCCCAGCUGCCGAACGCCGGCCGAGGCCGCUCGCAACGCCACCAAGCUUCCUCAAUACAUCCAGAGAGCACCAUUUAUCCCAGUGAUCGCACCAUCAUUGACAGUAUGUCAUUCAGUGACAGCCGUUUACAAAGCAAUACACUGCACUCUGAGUUUGCCUCAGCAGAGAUGAGCCUUCACGCCAUCUACAUGCACGAGCUCCACCAACAGACGUCGCACCCGCAAAGAGGUUCAGGGCAUUGGCAUAGCUCAGUGCCAAUGACGGAUCUACAUGGCAACACUGGUUUCCCGGCCCAUAUUGGUUCUACACCGUCUUUAGUCACACCGGUGCAUCUUGGUGGGUGGCAAGAAGAAGAGGAGGAGGAGGACGACGACGGUGAAGAGGAGAUAAACAGUGGAUCCACUCUGAAACAGGACACCGGGACUUGUUGAAGUGCCUUAUGACAUAAGUGUUUACGUUUUACUUUUCUCCAAUGACAACUGUGGCCUUAGAAGAUCUUCAGCACGGACCUUUAAAUCCAUCCUUUUGUCACGUGACACGUCUCAUGAAGAAACGACUAUCUUCUUCAUCCGCACAGACAUCAGGGAAGCAUCCAUGUUUUUAUUUUCUGUAGAUGAUCUGUGUGUGUGUGCUCGUUUGUUUGUGUGCGGGCAAGUAAGAUGGUGUAUACAAAAGACCACUGAUGGAAAAAUGCCAAAGGCUCUAUAUGCACAAUUCAAGUGUUUUUAGUGGAUAUCACAAGCAUCUAGUAUAGUGUUUCACUGCAUUAUUGUUGCUUGGGACUAUCAUAGCGCUUAGAUCCUUGCGACGUGUAAAUACUAGAUGAGUACAUUGUUACUACCACACCUAAAACAUGCAUAUAAACAGGAUAGUACACAUACUACCAGAAGAGUAUGUUGCUGAAUUACUUGAUCAAUGACUUCACAUGGAGCAUUUUUGUCGAUGUCUGGUUCUCACAAUCACAGAUUUUGUUCAGUAUUAUCACCUCUUUAGCAAGAUGUUUAUUUAGGAAUAUGACGAUGGACUAAAUGGGGCCCCAAAGCCACUACAGGAAGUGAAGGUUUUACAUUCUGUAUUGACCCUGUGGCAGUGUCCCGGAAACCCCAUUGCAGUUACACGCAAUUUUGGUCACUUCCUGUUUUUAUUCCACAAUGGUUGCCCGUCAAGCACUGAUCUUGAACUCGCCUAUCCCUGCUGACUUUUGGGCCAGACUGGUUGUCAGCCAAUCGCAGAGCACUUAUAGAGCAUUCACACUCACAUUCACACCUAUGUACAAUUUUAAGUCUUCAAUGAACCUAACAUGCAUGUUUUUGGAAUGUGGGAAGAAGCUGUAGUAUCAGAGGAAAACCCACGCAAGCACGGGGAGAACACACAACCUCCACACAGGAAGGCUGGGAUUAGUACACCGAACCUCAGAACAGUGAGGCAGGUGUGCUUAACCACUAAUGUACCGUGUUGCUAUCUGAAAUUUAUCAGGAGUAAAAUAUUUUUACACUUUUUGGGGUUUGUUUUACAUAUCUUGCUUGUACUCAUUUUUCUUAACAUGGAUGCAAAAGCGGAGGAAACCUCUGAGAAUCUUCUGGGGGAAAAGAAAAAGUUUAUUAUUAUUAUUUUUUAAAAAUUAUUCAAAGUUGGUCCCGUUCAACUUUGAUAGUGUUUUUUAUUUGGGGGGGAAAUAUUUUUAUAUUUAGUAUUUCAAUCACAUUCUUUCAAUGAACCACAUAAUACAUGCAUGUUAAAUAGAAUAGGCAUAUUCACUAUGAACAUAAUUUCCCCCCCCAAAACAUUAUUGUGGAUUCCCACAGAAAAUUCCCCUAAAUUUUGUCGCCCUUGGUUUUCUAUGACCACAGGUUUUCCCUGAAUUGAGUGUUUUAUGAAAAGAAGGCACUCAGCCUCAUUUGUUAGCUUUGGAUGUAUUUUUUACCUUUUCUCCUCUGAUAUAUAACGACAAUUUAAAAAUGUUCUCUGUCCAAUCUUAUAACUGUGUGACUAAUAACAGACCCUCAAAUUAUGAGUAGCUAAAAAUAAAUGACUUGAUGACAUUGCGUUACAGUAGUUCAUCCUUAGUGAUAAUAUAAAUAUACACGCACACAUAACAGGCUUUUGUAGACUUCACACUAUAUUGCAUUAUGGCUUUGAUUUGUUUUUAACAUCCAGAAGAUUAGCAGCUCUCAUCAGUAAUGCUAAACAUGUAGGCCUCUUCAUUUAUAUCUACGGAAGAACAAAUGCUUCAUGAUGCUAAUAAUAAUCUCGGUAUUUUGCACUGAUAUAUAGUUUUAAGUGUACAUACAUGUAAGUACAGCACAUGCAACAGCUCAGAAAGGGACCUGAGCCACCACCUCUAAAUGUUUGUAUAUAACGACUCAUUUUGUACCGGCCAAUUGAUGAGGUCACAGGUUUUUAUUUUUUAUUUUUUUGUUGUUGUUUUUUUUUGUGCGUGUGUUGGUUGCGUCUUGCAAAUUCACGUUGUAAAGACACUGGAGUUCAAAGUUGCUUGCUUUUUUAAAUGUUUUUAUUGCAGUCACACCUCACUGCUGGUGUUCUCUUUUUUUAUUUGAAGCAGUGCCUUAGGAUUAAGGACUCAUACUUUAUCUCAAGUCAUAUAGGAUUUACAGUGGGUACGGGAAGUAUUCAGACCCCCUUAAAUGUUUCACUCUUUGUUGUAUUGCAGCCAUUUGCUAAAAUCAUUUUAGUUAAUUUCUUUCCCUCAUUAAUGUACACAAAGCACCCCAUAUUGACAGAAAAAAAACGGAAUUGUUGAAAGUUUUGCAGAUUUAUUAAAAAAGAAAAACUGAAAUAUCACACAGCCAUAAGUAUUCAGACCCUUUGCUGUGACACUCAUAUAUUUAACUGGGGUGCUGUCCAUUUCUUCUGAUCAUCCUUGAGAUGGUUCUACACCUUCAUUGGAGUCCAGCUGCGUUUGAUUAUACUGAUUGGACUUGAUUCGGAAAGCCACACCCCUGUCUAUAUAAGACCUUACACCUCACAGUGCAUGGCAGAGAAAAUGAGAAUCAUGAGGUCAAAGGAACUGCCCGAAGAGCUCAGAGACAGAAUUGUGGCAAGGCACAGAACUGGCUAAGGUUACAAAAAAAAUUUGGCUGCACUUAAGGUUCCUAAGAGCACAAUGGCCUCCAUAAUCCUUAAAUGGAAGACGUUUGGGACAACCAGAACCCUUGCUAGAACUGGUUGUCCGGCCAAACUGAGCAAUCUGGGGGAAAGAGCCUUGAUGGGAGAGGUAAAGAAGAACCCAAAGAUCACUGUGGCUAAGCUCCAGAGAUGCAGUCGGGAGAUGGGAGAAAGUUCUAGAAAGUCAACCAUCACUGCAGCCCUCCACCAGUCUGGGCUUUAUGGCAGAGUGGCCCGACGGAAGCCUCUCCUCAGUGGAAGACACAUGAAAGCCCGCAUGGAGUUUGCUAAAAAAAAAAAACACCUGAAGGACUCCAAGAUGGUGAGAAACAAGAUUCUCUGGUCUGAUAAGACUUUUUGGCCUUAAUUCUAAGCGGUAUGUGUCGAGAAAACCAGGCACUGCUCAUCACAUGUCCAAUACAGUCUCAAGAGUGAAGCAUGGUGGUGGCAGCAUCAUACUGUGGGGGUGUUUUUAAUCUGCAGGGACAGGACGACUGGUGGCAAUCGAAGGAAAGAUGAAUGCCCAAGAUAGAAAUUGUUGGCCUUAAUUUUAAGUGGCAUGUGUGGAGAAAACCUCCAGAGUGCUCAGGACCUCAGACUGGGCCGAAGGUUCACCUACCAACAAGACAAUGAUCCUAAGCACACAGCUAAAAUGACAAAGGUGUGGCUUCAGAACAACUCUGUGACUAUUCUCGAAUGGCCCACCAGAGCCCUGACUUAAACCCAAUUGAGCAUCUCUGGAGAGAACUGAAAAUAGCUGUCCACCAACGUUCACCAUCCAACCUGACAGAACUGGAGAGGAUCUGCAAGGAGGAAUGGCAGAGGAUCCCCAAAUCCAGGUGUGAAAAACACACAAAAGACUCAUUACUGUAUUAGCUCAAAAGGGUGCUUCUACGAAAUACUGAGCAAAGGGUCUGAAUACUUAUGGCUGUGUGAUAUUUCAAUGUUUGUUUUUUAAUAAAUCUUUCAACAUUUUCGUUUUUUUUCUGUCAAUAUGGGGUGCUGUGCGUACAUUACGGAGGAAAAAAAUGAACUUUAAGUAUUUUAGCAAAUGGCUGCAAUAUAACAAAGAGCAAUAAAUUUAAGGGGGUCUGAAUACUUUCCGUACCCACUGUACGUCAUUAACGGUACAUAUUUUACAGUCGUGUGCUCUAAGUAAGUCACUGUGUGUAACAUCAAGGUGAAAUGCCAUAUUUGCUCAAAUAGUGGCCCUAAUUAAGACCAUUGCCUCCUUCACAUAUAGGCCAUGCCCAUCCACUUAUUGGGUCAGUGCGGAAUCCACUUGAGAAAAAUACCUUUAAACGCCUCCUUUAAACUGAAGCUGUACCCCAAUUAGUCAACCGGUGCGUCAUCCGUUAAAGAAAAAAAAAUAAUAAUAAUAACCUUCCUUGAAUAGUUGGCACUUGGUAGGUGCAUCAUUGACUUUAAAAAAUUAAAGACCUCCCUUAAAUAGAAACUUUGCCCCAAUUAGUUGGCACUUGGUAGGUGCAUCAUUCUCUUUAAAAAACCUAAACACCUCCAUUAUGGUGAAAAAUGCCUCCUUCAAAUAGGUGCCAUACUCCAAUUUGUAAGCCUGGAUGUCAUCCAGUUAGAAGAAAAGAAAAAAAACGCCACCUUCAAAUAAUACCAAUAAAUGACUUCCUCAGAUAGACACCAAGUCCUAAUUAGUCGGCGGUGUGUCAUCCACUUAAGACAAUAAACGCUUCCCUCAAAUAAACACUGUGCCCCAAUUAGUCGGUGGGUGUGUCAUCCGCUUGAGUAAAUAAACGCCUCCCGGCCACAUUUUGUGUAAAUACGUUAGAUUAAAAUAAAUGUGACUUUUAAGAAUGACGGCAAAGAGACUGACAAGAUACAUAUUUUUUUUUCAUGUAUUUUUGCUGUCUGAAAUUGCACUGUCCUGUCAUCUACUGGCAUCAUCAUCAUUGUUACCGUGGACAACCUCACAACAACAAGCCAGUCAAAUAACACAAUGACUGGGACAAGGUGCUAUAUGUUUUCAUGCUGAAACACGAUGUGGGUUUUACAGCACGUUCUGGACUUUAAACACUAGCUGACUAAUGCAACGCGCCAAAAGAACUUUUUCGACACAGUGUCACAAUACACGUUUUCUGCCUAGCAGAUAAAUCUUAUUUAAUCGUUUUUUUUUGUGUGUGUGUGUUUAUUGAUUGUGAUGUCUAUUUGAAAUAAAGCUUAUUUCCAAGUUUGUGAACACUGUGAUGUGAUAUCAUCAUCUCCUAUUUAUUAUCUGCUACCCAGAUGAGAAUAUGUUAAGUUAUUUCACAUAACCAUCAACGAGGCAA
Phycodurus eques (leafy seadragon) is the source of this 8029-nucleotide messenger RNA. RefSeq names its product autophagy related 9B (gene atg9b). The record is from RefSeq and is a predicted model, not a curated record. Gene Ontology annotation, cellular component: phagophore assembly site; autophagosome. The transcript is spliced from 14 exons. Gene Ontology annotation, biological process: autophagy of mitochondrion; protein localization to phagophore assembly site. The coding region runs from base 608 to 3034 and encodes 808 amino acids. Lineage: Eukaryota; Metazoa; Chordata; Actinopteri; Syngnathiformes; Syngnathidae.